This is a messenger RNA of Papilio xuthus (Asian swallowtail), 2461 nucleotides long. It is a transcript of the gene Art7, whose product is annotated as arginine methyltransferase 7. Lineage: Eukaryota; Metazoa; Arthropoda; Insecta; Lepidoptera; Papilionidae. The coding region runs from base 201 to 2378 and encodes 725 amino acids. The record is from RefSeq and is a predicted model, not a curated record. The transcript is spliced from 10 exons. Gene Ontology annotation, molecular function: histone methyltransferase activity; protein-arginine N-methyltransferase activity. Gene Ontology annotation, biological process: chromatin remodeling; peptidyl-arginine methylation, to asymmetrical-dimethyl arginine.
CAUUAUUUUUUUUUAAUAUUUAAUGGAUUAAACAAUUGACGAUUGAAUGAAUAAAUAAAUAUAAUUGUGUUAUUAAAUGUUUUCAGUCUUACAGUCAUAUAAAAUUAGUAUUGCAUUGUCUUUCGUUGUAAGGUAAGUAUUAUCUGCCGAGAAAUCAACAAGGUUUGGGAUACCGAUUUAAAGGCUGUACUACAAAAACUAUGCAAGUUUUCACUCAAAAGCGUAAUCCCAUAACGGGAAGUACUGAAUGGGAAUUACAACAUGAAAAUUAUGAUUACCAUCAAGAGAUUGCGCGUUCAGGGUUUGCUGACAUGCUUCAUGAUAAAGAGAGAAAUCAAAAGUAUUAUAGAGCAUUACGGUUAGCUAUUAAAAAGAUGCAUAGUGAAGGAAAGAAAGCUAAUGUUUUGGAUAUAGGCACAGGAACAGGUCUUCUUUCUAUAAUGGCAGCGAAAUGUGGUGCUGACUCUAUUGUUGCAUGUGAAGCAUUUAAACCUAUGGCUGAGUGCUGUCUUAAAAUAUUGCAACGUAACAAUGUUGCUGACAAAAUAACUCUCAUACCGAAGCGUUCAACUGAUAUUAUUGUUGGUGAGAACGGAGAUAUGAAAGAGAAGGCAAAUAUCUUAGUUACUGAAGUCUUUGAUACUGAAUUGAUUGGUGAAGGUGCACUUUCAACAUUUACACAUGCACAUGAACAUCUUUUGGAGAACGAUUGUAUUGUGGUGCCGGACUCUGCGGUGAUUUACGCACAAGUUGUUGAAUGUCCCACAAUGCAGAAAUGGAAUAAAUUAAAUGAUUUAGCCGAUGAAGAUUUAGAUAUUAUCUUGAGGACACCACAAAAGAUGAAAGACUGCGCCGGUUCAGCUGCAGUUCAUGACAUACAACUAUCUCAACUACCACGUAAAGCAUUCCGUGAACUCUCUGAACAAAUACCUGUAUUCUACUAUGACUGGUCUGGUAAAACUCCUAUUGAUCUUAAGAAGACUGUCAGACAAGAGUUUACAGUAACUAAUACGGGGAAAGCACAGAUGGUGUUCAUGUGGUGGGAACUGAAUAUGGAUACUGAAGAUAGCAAAAUCUGUAAAAUUACUCGCACUCCGAAACAAAAGAAUUUGCGUUAUCCCGCUAAAUUGUUCCCGCUCCCGUCUGGCACUACUCGCGCGAGCAAGCACGACGCUCCUGUUGCAGCGAGGCGUAAAAUAGUACUAAGUUGUGCACCUUGGUGGUGUCAUACGGAUACAGAUUUGUCUUCAGAAAGACCACAGGACACUCUACCAUGGCGUGACCAUUGGAUGCAAGCAGUCUACUAUCUCCCACAAGAACUGACAGUGCAAAAAGACACUGAAGUCACUCUAAUCUCAUGUCAAGAUGAAUACUCCCUCUGGUUCUACUUAGAAGACGGAAAGACCAAACAUAAACAUUACAAAAGACCAGUCUGUGAAUGCGGAGUUCAUAUGACAUUAUCAAGAACUCAUGUAUCAUAUUUAAACGAUGGUAAAAGAAGCAAAAAAUUUCUAGCACGGCUUAAAGAAGAAUUGGUCAGAGAUGCUGUAGUUCUGGAUCUGAAUGGAAGCUCUUUGUUGGGUCUGGCAGCGGCUAAACUUGGUGCAAAACAUGUUUUUAUUUUGGAAGAUAAGAGUUUGAAUAUAGGAAUCUUAUAUGACUAUAUGAAAGAGAAUUUUCUAGAAAAUGUAACGAUUGUAUCGGACGUUAGUGAUGAUAUUUUGAAAGAGGUUACAAAUGUAACUUGUGAUCCAAAUUUUAGUAAUGCAAUACUUCCUUGGGAGAAUCUCAAAGUAGCAUAUCUGUUACAUAAGUACAGAAGUAAAUUACGAGAUAUAGUUUCUAUAAUACCUGAGGGAUGUGAAUUCUGGGCGAUGCCGGUUGAGUUUCUCGAUUUACAUAAGAUUCGAGUACCUUUAGAAGUGUGCGAAGGAAUCGAUAUGACUAUCUUUGAUCAACUAGUUGAGAGUUCCAGGAUACUAAGCGAUGUGGAGAUAGAAGCGCAGCCGUUAUGGGAGUACCCAUGUACCUGCCGGGGACUGCCGCGCAAGCUGCUCGCCCUCGACUUCCAAGAUCUCAAGCCGAAGUUGGCCACAGAUGGCGUUAAUAGUUUCACGGACGUAGAGACAGAUGAACGUCAGCCAAUGAAUGGGUUCGCGGUGUGGAUGAGCUGGUCAGUGGGCGGCAAGCCAGUCAGCUGCGGACCCACGGAAUGGCCGUCAGUUGGUGCCCGGGUUGACUGGGACUCCCACACACGGCAGGCUGUUAAGAUACUGAAAUAUCCACGCGAAGUGAGCGGCGAUGACAAGUGGAACUAUCAAAUAGUCACAGACUUGGACAAGGGAUUAUUCAAUAUAACUAUAGAUUUGGAAAAUUAAUUCGUCAUUCGUCAAAAUUUUUAUAAAAGAUAAAUUGCUUUUACAUUAUUGUAUUUUACGAAAGAAAAAAAUAUUUACAAUUA